CAACACUGCAGUUGUGCUUGAAGAUGUUGGGCGUGCUGGUGCUGCUGUUGCUGGCGAUCGGAGUCCAGGAUUGCCGGGCCGAUUGUAAUAUCUGCAGCGCAUCCUCCAAUGCGGCCUGCGUCUCGGAAACACAGUUUAUGUUCUGCGAGGACAACCUACCCAUCCAGCCAAUCAAUAGUUGUCCAUCGGGAACGUAUUGUACGGCGCAGGCGGCGAUUUGCCAGGCCGACAGCAACAUGAGGUCAUGUAACAGCUGUUCAAUGUGCAACUCAGGCAUGACCCAUGCCUGCCUGGGCGUUCGCACAUUUGCUCUGUGCCUGGGUACACUCACGCCAUCGUCGAUCACCGGCAGCUGUGCUCCCAACUAUGUCUGCAACCUGGAAAAUCCCAACAUUUGCAGCAGUGCAACAUCCGGCUCACAGGCCACCUGCCCCCUGGUGGAUGAUGAACUGUCAACGACAAUGUCUCCAGGCUCUUUCGUGGAUCCCACCACUUACUGCAGCUAUAUCCAGCAGGCUGGCCGCUUUCCCUAUGGCAACACGCUGGAAACAACGUGCAAAGAGUACAUCAACUGCUAUUUGAGCUCUAGUUCCUGGUACGGUGCCCUCUACUACUGCCCGGGCUCAACCUAUUUCCAACCCACUUCAAAGAUGUGCAACACCACCAUUCCUCCCACCUGCACCUCAGGCGUAAGAAACUUGCAGCUACGAAGUCUGCGACUGUCCUGAGCAUGGAUACCAAAUGUAAAUCAAAAGUAGUUUUGAUUGAAAAGGGCUUUUAUUUGUUGAAAAAUAAAAAAUGUAUUGAAAUAAUAAUUAUAUGUUUAUUUAUAUACUUAAAA
Molecule: messenger RNA, 841 nt
Organism: Drosophila montana
Lineage: Eukaryota; Metazoa; Arthropoda; Insecta; Diptera; Drosophilidae
Exons: 2
Coding region: 24-728 (234 amino acids)
Cellular component (GO): extracellular region
Molecular function (GO): chitin binding
Source: RefSeq, a predicted model, not a curated record